UAUAUAUAUAUAUAUAUUAAACGACACCUCUGCCAAGUAGCUCACUACAAAUUUGUCAAAGCCGGGGCAAAUCGAAAACAAAGACGUGGAAACGUGCUGCUCAGUAAAAACUCCAAUCGCAAACAAAAUCACACACCGAACGCAAAAGUUUGCAUUUCAAGUCUCCAUUUCCCUGUUUAGUUCGCUGCAUGAGUUUGAGAUUGGGAAAAUGGUCAACAAUCAGGACAAUGGACUUGUGAUCUACGGACUGGUGUUGAGCUUUCCUCUCAGAAUGGCGCUGUUUGCGGUGUACGUUUACCUGGAGAAUUUUCUGGCGCUGAUGCAGUUGAUCCAGGAAGUUAUGAUCCUUCAAAACCUAUUCCUCUGCAUGGUCAUCAAAUGGGUGUACCUACCGUGGCCAGCCAAUGGAGCCGCUCUAUCGCUGAGGUUUCGUACACUAAAAGUCCUCGAGAUCUUCCUGACCAUCUGGACCAUGAUGAUACACGCGACCACCCAGACGUUGCGCAUCCCGUGCUACGGCAUCAUGCAACUCAGCCGACUAUUCCACAUCAGCUCCCAAAGUCGCACCUGGACGAUCAUGAUGCAGUCCAACAAAGGCGCCCAACGCUAAAAAUUAUCCUGCGAGAGCAAUAAACGUUCGCAAGUGCAUGAAAUUCAAUGCUCGCUUUGUGAAAUCAAAUCCGCAUUCCUCUGUGCGGUAUUAGGAGUACGGCAGAGUAUAUUUGGUUAAUAAAAAGUAGACUAAAAAAUAUAUAUAUAAAAAAUUUAA
Molecule: messenger RNA, 769 nt
Organism: Drosophila santomea
Lineage: Eukaryota; Metazoa; Arthropoda; Insecta; Diptera; Drosophilidae
Exons: 1
Coding region: 209-610 (133 amino acids)
Source: RefSeq, a predicted model, not a curated record